UCCCAGAUCAGACGGGCCCGUGAGACAGGGUGAAUCUCAACUCCCAAGCCAUGCGCCUUUGUGCACCUCUCCUGCCCGGCAGCCGCCCUCUCCGCCUAAGUAACAAAGACUGGCUGGGGAAGGCAAAAGCGUGGGGAGGAGCGGCGAGAGAUGGGAAGGGAGGGCCCGGCUUGCCACAGCUGCCGCUUCCUCCCCGAGUCCCUCGGGGGGCCUGAGUCACGGGCCGCCGCCCGGGGUUGGCGAGCUCGGGGGUGGGGAGGGGGUCUGCGCACCGCGUCUCCAGGGCUGCCAGGCUGGAGGCGGGCGCGGGCCUCUGGGGACGGAGGGCGAAGGGCCGGGGAUUGCCACCGCGGGAGGGAAGUCCCAUGGCCGAGUGAGUUCCGCGAGGGGAGGGCAACGAGGCCCCGCCCCGGCCCGGGCUCCGCCCUGCGCCCCCUUCCCUCGCCCCAUUGUCCGUAGACAAAGCGGUCGCCGCCCCCCGCCCGGCCCCCGGUCUCUGUCUAGGUCCCUCCUCCUCGGCUCCCCUCCUCCCUCCAGACUCCGGAUCUCCCUUCGGCCUCUCUCCUCAUCUUCCUCUCUCCGGGACGCCUGGCUCCUCCGCACCUCCUCCCCGGGACCCCCGAGGCGUUGCACUCUACCCAGGGACCAUGACCGCUAUCCCAGACUGGAAACUCCAGCUGUUAGCCCGCCGUCGGCAGGAGGAGGCAGCGGUUCGUGGUCGGGAGAAGGCAGAGAGGGAUCGCCUGUCCCAGAUGCCAGCCUGGAAGCGGGGGAUCCUGGAGCGCCGUCGGGCCAAGCUGGGCCUGCCUCCUGGAGAGGCCAGCCCUGUGUCUGGGACUGCAGAGGCGGGACCUCCAAAUCCAGAUGAGCCUGCUGUCCUCCUGGAGGCCAUCGGGCCAGUACACCAGAACCGAUUCAUCCAGCAGGAGCGGCAACGGCAGCAGCUGCAGCGCAACGAAGAGCUGCUUGCUGAUAGGAAACUAGGGCCUCUGGAGGCCCGAGAAUGGAGAUCCAGCCCUGGGAAUUUAAGAGAUCAGAGCCCCAAGGAAAGAGAGCCGAGAGAAGAGAGACUAAGUCCCAGGGAAGCCAGAGAGAGAAGGCUGGGGCCAGGGGGAGCCCAGGAGUCCAGCUCCAGGCCUUUGGAGACUCCAGUUGGGAGGCAGAGCCCAGGAGAGGCCAAGGACCUGAGCUCAAAACCAGCAGAGAUUCAGAAAUGGAGAUUGAGUCCAGGGGAAACUCCAGAGCGGAGUCUGAGGCUGGCAGAGCCUGGAGAUCACAGUCCAAGGAGGGAAGAGGGCCUAGAAAGCAGACUGAGCCCUGGGGAGUCUGGAGACCAGAGGCUGGGCCUGACAGAAGCCCAUAAAUGGAGUCCCCACUCUAGAGAGUCACAGCCAGAGGCCUCAGAGUGGAGGCUGAACUCGAGGGAAGAAAGGAAAGACUGUGUGGAGGACUAUGGGGGAAACGAAGAGAACCCAAGUCCAGGGAUGGUCCCAGAAGGGUCGGUAGGACCGGCAGAGACCCCGACAAAGGAGGUUAAAGCCUCCAUCUCUAGAGGAGUGGAGACUGCUGAGCAGAGGCCCAGCCCUGUGGAGGACGGUGAGAGGGGUCUGAGGCCCUCUGAAGGCUGGAAAUGGACCCUAAACUCUGGGAAGGCUCGAGAACGGACAUCCCGGGAGCUAGAGACUCAAACUCAGAAGCCUCCAGCAUCUGCAGAGAAGUGCCUAGGGCCUUCUGGUGUGGAGGCUGAAGGGGAGGCUGAGGAGGAGACAGGAGCUCAGAGCAGGCCUCUGGGAGCCCUGCAGGACCUCUGCUCUGGGUCCUCCCCUCUUCCACCAGAGGAUGCUGGGACCGGAGGCACCAGACAGCAGGAAGAGGAAGCAGCCGAACCCGGGCCCCCACCACCACCAGCCCUUCUGUCUCCCCCACCCCCAGCCCCAAGUGCCCCCCAGCCUCCUGGGGAUCCUCUCAUGAGCCGGCUAUUCUAUGGGGUGAAGGCAGGGCCUGGGGUGGGGGCCCCCCGCCGCAGUGGACACACCUUCACUGUCAACCCCCGGAGGUCUAUGCCCCCUGCAAACCCAGCCCCUCCAGCCACUGCUGAUGCUGCAGGCCCCGGAGCUGGGAAGAAGCGGUACCCGACUGCCGAGGAGAUCCUGGUGCUGGGGGGCUACCUCCGUCUCAGCCGAAGCUGCCUUGUCAAGGGGUCCCCUGAAAGACAUCACAAACAGCUCAAGAUCUCCUUUAGUGAGACAGCCCUGGAGACCACAUACCAAUACCCCUCCGAGAGCUCGGUAUUGGAGGAACUGGGCCCAGAGCCCGAGACCCCCAGCGUCCCCAGCCCCUCAGCGACUCAGCCUGAGGACGAGGAGGACGAAGAGGAAGAGCUGUCCUUGCAGCCUGGUCUUCGGGGCGGGCUGCGCACCAAGACCCUGAUUGUGGAUGAGUCCUGCCGGCGGUGACCAUCUUCCAAUCUGGGCACAAUCUGGGCACAAAUCUCCCUCGUUCCCAUAACUGAAGAUCCUGGAGCUUGGACGAUUCAGAGCCGAUAGACCCUGAAAAUGAGCCUGGCCGGAAAGGGCAUCUUCCUGCUCGCUUUCUCCAUCCUGUUUAUGGGGCAGAGCCCAUAUGCCUAAAUUCCCCCAAACCCAAGGUCCCUGCUGUGGGUGCAGUCACAUGGGCUGGAGCAUCCUGGGAUUGAGAUGGAGCACCCCCAGCCCCAUGACGGGUACACUGUCCCACAGCCCUCCUUGACUCCCCACCACUCCCUGGGGACGAACAGGAUGCAGGCCCCUUUCCCUAGGUCACUGCCCCUUUGUUUACAGCUGCCUCUCUUGACCACAGCCUGGUUUACAUGCCCAUCAGCUCCCUGCCCCACUUGCCAAAGUCCCAGGUUUACAAGCCACACCUACUCUUAGAGCCGUCUCUCAGGAGCUCAGUCAUCUCUUCAUUUGUUUCAUUGGGAGUGACCUGGGGUUGUGGCUUUCUUCUCCUUUGCUCAGUAUUAUUGUGCCCCAGUUUCCCCCAAGAGGGAAGGCUGGGCAUCUUAAUCCGGAACCCCAGAAGAGUUAUUUAAUUCUGUUCUUCCUAGUGGUUCACAUAGAAUUGAACUGCAGUGGUGGGUGCUAAGGAGGCACCCACCUCUCCUCCCCAUUGCUCCUUGAUCAGUUUGAUUUUUUUUAACUUUCUAUAAUAAAAUGGAGCUCUUUCCAAGUC
Molecule: messenger RNA, 3210 nt
Organism: Nannospalax galili (Upper Galilee mountains blind mole rat)
Lineage: Eukaryota; Metazoa; Chordata; Mammalia; Rodentia; Spalacidae
Gene: Ppp1r18
Product: protein phosphatase 1 regulatory subunit 18
Exons: 4
Coding region: 648-2456 (602 amino acids)
Molecular function (GO): phosphatase binding
Source: RefSeq, a predicted model, not a curated record